Molecule: messenger RNA, 1362 nt
Organism: Caenorhabditis bovis
Lineage: Eukaryota; Metazoa; Nematoda; Chromadorea; Rhabditida; Rhabditidae
Source: the annotation of a GenBank genome assembly
AUGGGACGUCCCGAUUUUGGACGUGGCGGUCGUGGCGGCGGUUUCCGUGGUGGAGAUCGCGGAGGACGUGGAGGAUUCCGUGGCGGUGAUCGUGGUGGAUUUGGCGGUCGUGGAGGAUUCGGCGGACGUGGGGGAUUCCGUGGUGGUGAUCGCGGAGGGUUCCGUGGUGGUCGUGGGGGAGACAGAGGCGGUUUCGGAGGACGCGGAUCCCCAAGGGGUGGAAGAGGACGCGGUGCCCCCCGAGGUGGCGGUGGAAUGAGAGGAGGAAAAACUGUAGUUGUAGAGCCGCAUCGUUUGGAAGGAGUGUUUAUUGUAAAAGGAAAGGAAGACGCUCUUGCUACGAAAAACAUGGUUGUUGGAGAAUCUGUGUAUGGCGAGAAAAGAGUUUCUGUUGAUGAUGGAACUGGAACAUCAGUAGAAUACCGUGUUUGGAAUCCUUUCCGUUCCAAGUUGGCUGCUUCCAUUAUGGGAGGCUUGGAAGACAAUCAUAUUAAACCAGGAACGAAGUUGCUUUAUCUUGGAGCCGCUUCUGGUACUACAGUUUCUCAUUGCUCGGACGUUGUUGGACCGGAGGGAAUUGUUUACGCUGUUGAGUUCUCGCACAGAAGUGGUCGCGACCUUCUCGGAGUUGCUAAGAAGAGACCUAAUGUCGUUCCUAUCGUGGAAGAUGCCAGACACCCACACAAGUAUCGCAUGCUAGUUGGAAUGGUCGACGUUAUUUUCUCUGACGUUGCUCAGCCGGAUCAAGCUAGAAUUGUCGCUCUCAAUGCCCACAACUUCCUCAAAAAUGGUGGUCAUGCUGUAAUCUCCAUUAAGGCUAACUGCAUUGACAGUACUGCUGAACCAGAAGCUGUUUUCGCUGGUGAGGUAAACAAGUUGAAGGAAGAAAAGUUCAAGCCACUUGAACAAGUAACUCUUGAACCGGUCAUGACGUCGACCGUCCAAUCGGUACAGACUUUCGGUCGUAAGAAGACCGCCACCGCUGUUGCUCACUGCAAGAAAGGACAGGGCCUUAUCAAGGUCAAUGGUCGUCCGUUGGAGUUUUUGGAGCCACAGAUCCUUCGCAUCAAGUUACAGGAGCCACUUCUUCUGGUCGGAAAGGAGCGUUUCCAGGAUGUCGACAUCAGAAUCCGCGUCAACGGCGGAGGACAUGUUGCCCAGAUCUACGCUGUCCGCCAGGCUCUCGCCAAGGCUUUGGUUGCCUAUUACCACAAGUAUGUCGAUGAGCAAAGCAAGAGAGAACUGAAAGAGAUCUUCGCCGCUUACGACAAGUCGCUUUUGGUUGCUGAUCCAAGAAGAUGCGAGUCUAAGAAGUUCGGAGGACCAGGAGCCCGCGCUCGCUACCAAAAGUCUUACCGUUAA